GAAAGCUUUUGUGAUAGUUUUAUCGGUGAUCAAAAGUCAGGAACAGAUCGAUUUCUCAUAUUUCCUACUUUCAAUUUGUUUUAUCGACAUUGUAUGUAUAACUAUGUGAACUGCUGUCGAUUUUGAACCGUACAGUGUAAGAAAAUACGCUCAUUUAAGUGGAUGGUUUCGAAGUUGAUUUGGAAAAACGUCACAAGGCAGUAAUCCUAACCAAAACGAAUCCAACAUGUCAUAUGUGUACGUCGGCGACGAGUUCCGGCCAUUAAGAGUCACCGAUGAUGUAGGAAUAAGCACGCCCGUUGUUGAAGGGACGAGGCCGGCAGAUAGUGAAGAUUACUACUCCUCUGUUGAGCAAAACGUGAACGAUAGUAUAUACAGUGAUGUUGCUGAAUACGGUCUUUCUAAUAGUAAAAAACCACCGCCGCCUUUACCGAAGCCUUAUGCUAGCAGAUCGACAGAAAGCUUAAAUGCAAAUGAUGACGGCAAGAUGAGGAAACCACCACCGUUGCCUAAACCCUAUGGGAAAUCUUCCGAUAACCACGACGAGGAUAACGCUGUUUAUGCGGUCGUAAAGAAGCCUCCGACGCGAAAAGUCGCUUCUCAGAGUGAAGAACAUAAAAAGGAAGAAGAAGAUCCUCCGCCACUUCCGAGCAGACCAAACUUUGAAGAAGACGAGGAGUUGCUAAAAGAUCCCCUUAGCGAUGAGCAAUCGCGUGAUGAACUCAAUCAAAACUCCAGCUCAAUGAGCGCUAUUACGAAACAAACUCGGAACAAACAGGUUGGAAAAAGUACUGACGAAUCAAGGGUAGCGAAAAACAGACACACUGGCGAUGCAGUAGUCGACGUCCCAAACACUCCAAAGGCGUACAUAGUCACCGAUAUCCCAAACACUCCCAAGGCGUAUAUAGUUACAGAUAUUGUCUCCCAACCGUCAACAACAAUGUUUGGAGAACCCGAAAGGUACAGUGAUGAAACAGGAUCCAAUCCACACGAAAAAGACGAAACUGAUGGAGAAGAAACAGAUCUUCCUGACGGUUGGAAGAAAUAUCCAGGCAUUGAAAGACCUUAUUAUUGGCAUGUGGCGACUGGCCGGAUUCAAUAUGAAAAACCUCAGAAACAGGACAGCACGGAACCCUUUAGGAGAGCCAAACAUCCUCAGUCUGUAAAUACGCCGAAAGUACAGCAAAAACCGGAGCCGAUUACUGUGACCAGUUUUCCUGUUCACUCGAUGGGUUGGGUGGAGCUUGAAGAAAGCCAGGUUGCUCCUCACAACAUGACCGAUACCAUAGCCGAAUGCAUGAGAAUGCUUGCCAGGGAACGUAAGGACCUGUGGAAGACAUCCGAGACUUGGGGAUACGGUAAAGACUUACGUUUAUUGCUCGAAAAAGACAAUUUAAAGCUAGUUGAAGUACAAACUAACAAGAUCCUGCUCGUUCAACCAGUUUCGAAAAUGCGCGUUUGGGGCGCCGGCAGGGAGGAGCAGAGUGACUUUGCUUACGUCGCACGUGACCAGGCAUCGGGAAAACACAAGUGUCACGUGUUCCGUUGCCAUGGAAACAUUUUGGGAAGAGCAAUUCACAAUAAGCUACACGAAAUGUGCAGCAAGAUACUCGCGCAGAGAUCAAAAUCGAACAAUAAUCAUCAAGGGAGUGGAUCGCGACAAUGGUCGGACAUCCUGAACACUCCUCCAAAGCAAUCCGCUCUAGACCAAGUCGGUUUUAACGUGAAGCCAAAACCGGAGAACAAACGAAGCUUUUCAGGGAAAUUUAUCGGGAAGGUGGAAGUACCAAGACCGACAGGUAUCGACGUUGUACAUAGAGCAAUCGAUGUUGCUAUGGUCUCACGUGACCCAAGUGCGUGGCGGACAUGUUUGAUCGAGAUCACUGUAUCGAGCGUGCGCGCCACUGAUUGUUUGUCACAAGAGAUAAUUUCAGACAAUAGAAUCAAGUUUGUUUCGUUUAUUGGAGUCGCGAAAGACGUGAGAUAUUGUGGUUAUGUGUGUCGAGGUGACGAGAACUCCUCCUUUUUAUGUAACGUGUUUGAGUGCAUCCCGAAUGCUGCAAGUUUUACCAAAGCACUGGAGGAAGCUUGCAGGCUUCGUUUGCAGUCAUGCUUGGACACAAACCCAGAGUUAGCUGAAAAAAUAAAGGAGGACGCAAGACAAUCGGACAAACAAUCCAGCCAGUCUGGUCAUGGCAUUAAAGGCUUCCUUGGAAAACUUGCAAGUCAAGCAAAGAUGGCUGUACCAAGACGGGACACUUCGGAUGCUGUUUUAUCUAGUACUGAUGAAAAAAAAUACAGUGAAUUAUUAGUAAAAUACUAUGGAUGUCAUCCUGUAUCCGUCGGAACAGGACCUUCAGCUAUCAGAGAAGCUGUUACGGUUGCGCAAGGAACAACACUUUCCAUAAGUACGUUAAAAAUUUCGCAUCAAUAUAUAACGCUUGACGACUCAAUACAAAGCGGACUUUCUUGCCAAUGUAUCCCAUUGGAAAGGAUAUCAUACCUGGGGGUUGCGAGUGACAAAGCUCACUUUGGAUUGGUGGAGAGUCGUGGAGGCGGGCAGUUUGUAUGUCAUGUUUUUUCUGAGUAUAAAGUACCAGUUAGUAAAGUCAUUCACCUGAUCAGCAAGGUAUUAUGAGAUUGCAAUCCAAGAACAGCCACAGUCUUACUUUUCUCCAUUUCUCAUAAAAUUAAAAUAUAUUUUGCAUUCAAUCAACGUGUGUUCCAUCAAUGGCAACGCAGUAAUUUUCAUCAAUUUGUUCAACUUCGUGCAAUUUUUACUCUUCAAAUUGACUGAUUAACGACUAACGAGCGAUAUUUCAGAAUUUGUGAUUUCAUGCAGAUCAAUAAGUUAUAAUUAGAAACAAUACAAAAUAUGUAAUUAUGAUAUAAUAUGGUACAAGAGAACAAGUAUAUUUGAAUAGUAUUAAAUAUUGAUUCGUCAAGUGAACUCCGUGUUUUGCCCGAUCUUACUUCUAUUAAUAAAAACUGACGCUUUUCUUGUAAUGACAAUUAUUUUAAUAACAAUAAAAGCCUAAUACGUCCA
This is a messenger RNA of Xenia sp. Carnegie-2017, 3046 nucleotides long. RefSeq names its product amyloid beta precursor protein binding family B member 1-like. The record is from RefSeq and is a predicted model, not a curated record. Bases 227 to 2638 code for a protein of 803 amino acids. Gene Ontology annotation, biological process: regulation of DNA-templated transcription. Gene Ontology annotation, cellular component: cytoplasm; nucleus. The transcript is spliced from 18 exons. Gene Ontology annotation, molecular function: transcription factor binding; amyloid-beta binding. Lineage: Eukaryota; Metazoa; Cnidaria; Anthozoa; Malacalcyonacea; Xeniidae.